Molecule: messenger RNA, 336 nt
Organism: Trichomonas vaginalis G3
Lineage: Eukaryota; Parabasalia; Trichomonadida; Trichomonadidae
Product: organellar and viral DNA polymerase type B
Exons: 1
Coding region: 1-336 (111 amino acids)
Source: RefSeq, a predicted model, not a curated record
AUGAUUUCAACAAUCGGCACAACAACAAUUCAAACAACUACGGCACCAAAUUCAUUAAUCAUGAAUCCUACGUCAAUGUUGGUAGAGAUGAAAAACUUCAUUCCUUCUUCAUAUACUUUUGAAACAAAAAUACAAAGAAUAAAGCAAGAACUUUUAACAAGUAAUUUAGACUGUAGUGCGAAAGAUGAAACAAAUGAACAGUAUCUUUAUGAAAUGCAAGAUAUCAUAGACCAUUUGCCUAAAUUACCGGAAGUUCAGCAACAAAAACUAACUAUUCCUGAAUUCGAUGAAAUUGAAGUUAAAGUUACUGAUUCAGUAGAAAGUCAGAAAAAAUAA